Molecule: messenger RNA, 2695 nt
Organism: Trachemys scripta elegans
Lineage: Eukaryota; Metazoa; Chordata; Testudines; Emydidae
Product: receptor-transporting protein 3-like
Exons: 2
Coding region: 182-883 (233 amino acids)
Biological process (GO): protein targeting to membrane; protein insertion into membrane; detection of chemical stimulus involved in sensory perception of bitter taste
Molecular function (GO): olfactory receptor binding
Source: RefSeq, a predicted model, not a curated record
UCUGUGCCAUGGGGUGGCACCUGUUGCUGGGGAAAGGAAAGCAACCCGCAAAGGUCUCUUCCCCAGCCACAGCCAUGGAAGUCACAAGCCAGGAGACUCAAAUUUCAGUCCAGAUCCCUCCAGCAGAUCACGGUCAUAGUGCAAAAAUGGAACCAGCUCCAAAGGCAGAUGAGUUGGGACCAUGGAGAUAUGGCAGCAAAUAUUUUCUCAGAAGAUUGAGCAGAUGAAACCAGGAGACAGGUGGACUCUGAAGGCGGAUUAUAACCUUCAGUCCAACGACCUGGACCCUGGAUGGAAGCAAUUCCUGCAACAACAUGCGUUUGCCAGGUUUCAGUGCUCACAGUGCUGGCACAUCUGGCACUCGGCUCAGGUGAACAUUCUCUUCCACAUGCACCUGGACCGGAAGCAGAGAUGGGGCCAGGUGAAGAUGAAAAUCUUCAGACAAGAGUGCAAGAAGUGCCUUGUGCCGAAACUGGAACUGCCUGAAUUCAGCCAGGAGAACAUCGAGAGAGUCCUGGAGAACCUGAUGCUGAAGAUUCGCGGGAAAUGCUACAGAGAGGCCAUCAAUCCCCACGACCUGUCCAAGAUCAUUGUGGAAGCUCAGAUAAUGGGGCCGCAUGAUAGCUCCCACUGUGAAGCCUGCCGGCUGGGCAUCUGUUGCAUGAAAUAUGAAGCCCAAGCACCAGCCAGCACCUUCUUUAGGCCUGCUUCUCUAUUACCACGCAUCUUUCCUGCCCAGGAGGAAUGGAGCGAAGCAGAGACGGGGAGCGGCCGUGACUCGGGGAGCAGCUGUGACUGGCGGCGCUUCUGUUGCUACAGUUGUUGUUUGGUCAUAUUUUUGGCUGUGCUCAUUUUUGUUCUGCUUUAUUUCAGAAACAAGUAGUGGAAAUUCAACACUCAUACUUGUCCCUAAUGUAACUGAACUGUAAUAACCUGAUUAGUCUGUAUCCACAAUCUGUUAGUCUUCAAGGUGCCACCGAACUCCUUGUUGCUUUUGUAAUAACCUGAGUAAUAAUUGGGCUUGGAAAGAUUAAAUUUUUAUCUGUAAAUGUCAGGAAAUGUCAAUUUUCACCACACACACAUAAACCAACAUCAGUAAUUGAAAUUUACUGAUAGGCAAAGUAAGAAAAAGGCUGCUUGGGGCCUUGUUAGCAUUUGAUUUCAGGAUGCGUCAGACAUGUGUCUGACGAAGUGGGUAUUCACCCACGAAAGCUUAUACUCCAAUACUUCUGUUAGUCUAUAAGGUGCCACAGGACUCUUUUUACAGAUCCAGACUAACACGACUACCCCUCUGAUACUUGAUUUCAGGAUAUUUACUUGGUAUAUUUUGACGGGCGAUGUUGACAGUUUGCGCUUUAACGGUUAUAAAGCUUUAAUUUUUUGAAUCGCAACAUUGUCCGUCAUGAAGUAAUUAUUGUCUGACCCGCCCCCAACUGCCUGACCGCCUCCUAAUUUCCCACAACUAUGAACAUUUAAAUCAAUAAACAUUUGGAAAAAAACGCCUAACCCAUUUUUUUUUGCAGCUGUGAAAAUUUACAGAGAUAAAAAAAAAAAUGCUUAAAAAUAACCAUGGAUAUUUUCUGUUAAAAUUAUAUCAGUAAUCAAAUUCUGCCAAGCCUAGUAAUAAUAGAUAAUGUACCUGUAUAUGUAGGGUUGAAUGCGUGCAUUGGGCUGAGAGCUAGAAAAAUAUCUUUUUAUUGGCCAGCUGAGAACAUUUCAUCUAAGAGCCAUUGGGGGACGGUAGCUAUGGACCCCUAAGUUCCCUUUUUGCGUGGUCAGUUUUCAGAGUAGAACGGCUCUUUAAUUGCUGCAUAUGUUAUCUUCCCCAGGAUCCAGCCCUGGAUAAGCCGAGCAAUAGAACAGAAAGAUGUACGUCAGGCAAAAGACCUUUGAAUUCGCUCACCUGAUCCUAGGGAGUUCAAAGGAGUGUUUAGGGCUUCAUUGAUUCUUGAGUUGGUGGAACCCCUGCCCCUAGAUAGAGAACUUGGGCAUGAUUUUCUAAGCUGCCCGAGGACAGACAGCCUCCUGUUUAAAUAUCUAUGUAGCUGCAGUUGAGUCGGGAGGAGUCUAGAUACCCUCCGUGAUGCCUGUAAUUUUAGUGCCUGUAGACACAACGUUUCCUGCCUGCAAUUGGGAGGCUGUUUCACAACCUCAGGCCCUUUGCCUGUCAGGCUGAUUGGCCAGGCCUUGAGCCUUUAUAUUCAACGAGGGUUUGAUGCGUUCCCAUGAAACGUCCUGGAAACCUCUCCGUCCCACGGGCCAGCUGUUGUUGCCUGUCUGUGAUAAACUGCUCGGAAAGUCUGCUGCAAACCCCUGGCAAGUUCUUCUCUGCGUCCUUUUCUUUAAAGGGUGGUGUUACCAGUGCACCCCCAAGGAGAUGCCCUAGAUUCCUGGGGCUCUGUCCGCUGGCAGCUCAGGGAGAGGCGCACUGUCCCUGGUGGGAGGGACAAUAGGGAGUGAGAUGCCCCUCCCAGGGAGUUCAGGAAAGGGGAGGAGCCAUUUUUUUGAGUCUGUCUGGAGCCAGGCAGGGCAAGGGCAGCACUGGCUGUGCGGGGAGCUAAGGUGUCCCAGGCCAGGGUUCCCCCUGAGAACUGGCCUCUAGGGACCUGACAGCAGAUCCCUCAGCUGGGCUUUUCCUUCUCCACUGAUAAGUCCCAGUUUGUAGAGUUUUGCUGGGAAACUUCCCCAGCCAGGC